AUGGUAGUGGUCAAAUACCGGAACGCGUCUGCGGAUCCCGGAGAUAGCGAUGGCGAAAGUAUUCGUGCAAUCCAAAAACAUUCCUCUCUCUGGGUGGUGUCAUACAUCGGCGCUGUUACUGACCCCAGUGUCCCGCUCGACGCACGCUUACGAGACGACGGGAAAACGAAGGCCAUGGUGGUCGGGCUCCUACACUCGAUCGAUAAAAGCCUUCGCCGACUUGAUGCUUUUAACCCAGCGGUGGAGCAAGAGAAGAAGAUCGUAUAA
Endocarpon pusillum Z07020 is the source of this 267-nucleotide messenger RNA. RefSeq lists its product as uncharacterized. Lineage: Eukaryota; Fungi; Ascomycota; Eurotiomycetes; Verrucariales; Verrucariaceae. The coding region runs from base 1 to 267 and encodes 88 amino acids. The transcript is spliced from 2 exons. The record is from RefSeq and is a predicted model, not a curated record.